Messenger RNA from Nematostella vectensis (starlet sea anemone), 2391 nucleotides. RefSeq lists its product as uncharacterized. Bases 1 to 876 code for a protein of 291 amino acids. NCBI's taxonomy places the organism in Eukaryota, Metazoa, Cnidaria, Anthozoa, Actiniaria, Edwardsiidae. The transcript is spliced from 3 exons. The record is from RefSeq and is a predicted model, not a curated record.
AUGAAUUUCCCACAGAUGCGUGUUAUUCUCUUGUCAAUCAUCCUGCUGUCACGCACUGAGCACGUGAUCUGCCAGAACUGUCCCAAAGGGACAUGCUACGCUGGGACCUUCUCCAGUAAGGACCACGUGACCAAGGGACGUUAUCUGUUGGGGGCGUCGUACAGGAACCUGAGCUCACCGGCAGGUCCUCAGGCCUGUCACUCGGCAUGUGUCGGCGACUGUCGGUGUCGAGCGUUCCAGAUGUCGGGCAAGCGAUGCGAGCUGCUUGAUGAAGACAAGGAUACCGCGCCUGGCAGGUUCCUCAGUAACCAUGACUACCACUACUAUGAUCUGAAACAGAAAAUCAUUAGGGCCUCUCACAUGGUGAAAUGCAGUAAUGGCUGCUGUGUGGGUCAGCGGUGUCUCAACGGAGGGACAUGCGUGGAACACUGCGAGGAUCCGAAGAAAAAGUUCUCAUGCGCCUGCACACCCUCGUGCAGCGGUAGGACGUGUGAGAGAUGCGGCACAUACCGAUCAUGCCGUGACCAUCACGUGACUUACCGCGAGCUUGGACAAGAGAUCGCAGAUGGGGUUUACCAAAUACAGACCAAGGACGGAAAGACUUUCCCGGUGUACUGUGCGUUUGAAAAAAACAGAGUCUGGACUUUACUCGAGUCAUUCGCUUUCAAACACAAAGACGAUUUUCUCUUGAGUUUUAUGGUAAACGCGCCUAGGACUGUUGAUACUCCGAACUGGGCCAAGCAUAGACUCACCCACGAAAGCAUGGUUCACGUGAGAAUCGACGCCACGAUGUUCAAAGCCACAUGCGCGUACGAUCAGAAGGCAGAAAUCCCCGGAUGGCCACAUGAUCAGAUGAUUGCACGGUUGGCGGACUGAUAUUUUCUCGAUAUUUACAAUAAAAUGCGUGAAAAUGGAAUCAAUUGUGAUACGAAACCAGUCUUGCUCGGGAUGUACGGCUAGAAUUUUUAAUUUGCUAACUUUACACCCACAUGUAUCUACCGAACUGGGCUACUGUGAGUUUAAACCUACAGGAACAGUGUUCAGUGAAGACAGCUUCGGUUAUUUUUUGAUAACAAACCCCAAAUCAACGUGCUGUAACGGCCCUGAAGCAACAACCCAGUGGUGGGUAGGGCACGAAGUCCACUAAUGAAGAAUUCCACGAUAACAGCAUGUGAUAAAAGAGCAGUGGAAACUUGAACUAUACCCAGUGAUGAGUUUCACACGAUGUGAAGGCUUUGAAUAACUGAAGAAUUCCACGAUAACAGCAUGUAAUAAAAGAGCAGUGGAAACUUGAACUAUACCCAGUGAUGAGUUUCACACGAUUUUGAAUAACUGAAGAAUUCCACGAUAAUAGCAUGUGAUAAAAGAGCAGUGGAAACUUGAACUAUGCCCAGUGAUGAGUUUCACACGAUUUUGAAUAACUGAAGAAUUCCACGAUAACAGCAUGUCAUGAUAAAAGAGCAGUGGAAACUUGAACUAUACCCAGUGAUGAGUUUCACACGAUUUUGAAUAACUGAAGAAUUCCACGAUAAUAGCAUGUGAUAAAAGAGCAGUGGAAUAAAACUAUACCCAGUGGUGAGUUGCUCACAAGGUGCAUGAAGGCUUUGAAUAACUGGAACGCACGAUAAAAAAAACCCAUAUGCUGCCAUGCAAAUGUAAAUAGAAUGAUUAUUAUAUUGUAAAAAGAUAGAUUGUCACGCUAGACAUUCCUGUAUAAUCAAAAUAUUCAAGUGGUUUUAGUUUUAGAAUCGAUGAAAACAAAUUGGUGGUCAGGUUUCUUUAAUUUCAUGAUUUCCUUGACGUGAUUUAUUAUAGUUAUUUAAUAGAUAUGUUAUCAAGUCUUUAGAAAAACGUCAUUGGUAAAUGACGUGGUAUCGGAAAAAAAUCACCGUUUUGAGAUUUCUCUCUAUUAUGCAGUACAAGUGGAAGGUUGAUUAUCCAUUACCCAAACAACUGUUUUAUCGACUAUUUUUCUUAAUCCUCGUAUUUCGCCCCUACUAGACCUAAGCACCGUCACACGAUAAGUCUUAGAAAUAGGCGUCUUCGGUAAUGUUUAAUAUCGAAGAAAGUAUAUAAAGAGGGAUUCAUUGCAUGUGAGCUCACGAUGCCAAAAAUAGUUAUUGGCCUAUAAUCAAAAGGAAACUUGUCAUAUUUAAACCAUACACUGACAAAGGUAACUAAAGUUAACAAAACUAUAGAAUUGCGGCAGGGAAGCGGUUUGCCCAUGUGGUCCAGUUCUAACAAAUUAAGUUUAAAAAUAAAACUAUAAAAAAAGAAAAGCAACCUGCACUGCUGGACCGCAAAAAGGGAAAAGUUACAUUGCUAGACAUUGCAUGCCCUAGUCUUGUACAACAUUAUUGUCGAGAGGAAUAAACCGGUACCUGCCGCCAA